Paramuricea clavata is the source of this 3425-nucleotide messenger RNA. The record is from the annotation of a GenBank genome assembly. Lineage: Eukaryota; Metazoa; Cnidaria; Anthozoa; Malacalcyonacea; Plexauridae.
AUGGCGGAAAUUCUAUUUUUAGCCAUAUUAACAGCUAUUUAUGAAUAUUUUUCUACUUCCUUGUCAGCGGUGGUCACAUGGAAAAUUCAUGAGAGCUAUUGUUUAGCGCAUUUCUUCAGCUUUCAUUUAAGCCGUUUUGAAGAUGUGUACGGUAUGUAGAACAUAAAAUAUUGUACUUUUACUUGUCACGGAUUUGUUUCUCGGUUCGUGCUAAUUGAAAGUGAACAUUGUGUUAGAUAAGGAUUUUCUUUUAUUCAGAAAUUUACUGGAAAAUUUUAAAACCAUGGAUACCUAGUUAAGUUAUUAAAAUGAUAUUCUGAACGUAUCUGACUCGGGAUCUUUCUGCUCAUUUCUUAGGAAUUUGUACGGCGAAAAUCGUUUGUUUCAAUGCAGUAAUGGGGAGAAAAGGCAGGUAUAGGCCAAGGAGCAAUAAAGCUAUUUCGCGAGAUAGAUUUCCACUUGGAACUUUGUCCCAGAGACGAAAGCUGCUUCAAGAGGAAUAUCUCACAAAGUCAAAAUUAUUAAAACAAAAGAAUGGUCAACUGAAAAGGCUGAAAAGAAAAGUAAGUGUAGAGACAUGAGGCCCUUUAAGAAAUGUGACAUAUAUGUACCCAAUUGUAAUGUAUCUUCUACUGUCUUUCUGUAUUGGAUAUUUUUGCAAAUUAUAGGUAUUAAACAUUUGUUUAAGAGAUAAGAUUUUGUUUGCCUGGUCAAUCCUGCUUAUAUGAAUUGCCCUAGUAUGCCUAGUUGGGUUAACAAAAUUAUCUGUUGUUACUAUAAAUAAUUCUAUUAUAUUUGUGCAAUUGUAAAAAUGGUUUUCUUUUUUUGAAAGAUAUAUAUAUAUAUAUAUAUAAUUUCCCAUUCAACUCGACUGUGCCCUCAUUGUUAAAUGGAACAUUCAUGACUGUCAGCCGGUCACGGUUUAUAUCAAAUACUAAAUGGGCGGCAGUAUAUUGAUAUUUAGUAUUUGAUAAACUGUGACCAGCUGCUGGUCAUUGGUGUUCCUCAGGGAUCUAUUUUAGGACCUUUAUUAUUUCUCCUGUAUAUAAAUGACAUUCAAUAUUGCAGCGAACUUGUUUCCAUGGUAUUAUUUGCAGAUGAUACAAGUAUACUUCAUAGUCACACUUGCCUUAAGACUUUGAAUGAAAUAAUACAAACAGAAAUAAAUAAAAUCACAGAUUGGCUUAAUGUUGAUAAGUUAUCGAUUAAUACGAAAAAAACAAAAUUUGUUUUAUUCAAAUCUCCAAACAAAAGAACAAGUCAUGAUAUCAAACUUUCAAUGAAUAAUGACAAUAUUAAACAGGUCAAAAGUAUAACAUUCCUUGGGAUUGUGAUAGAUGAAUGUUUGACAUGGAAAUAUCAUAUAGAACUAGUUUCAAAAAAGAUUAUCAAAGCUACUGCAAUAAUUUCCAAAAUCCGAUACUUCACAAAUAUUAAUUCUCUAAAACUAAUUUAUUAUGCGUUAGUCUAUCCAUAUCUUAUCUAUGGUAACCUUAUUUGGGGGAAUACGUAUAAGACACGUAUUCAAAAACUUUUCACCAUUCAAAAGAAACUUGUAAGAUUGAUAACGUUUAGUUCUUAUUUUGAGCACACUGAUCCGAUAUUUAAGAAACUUAAGAUACUCAACAUCUACAAAAUAAAUGAGUAUUUAACUAGUUUAUUUAUGUUCAGAUACUACAAAGUACGAAAUUUACCAGAAAUUUUUGUAAUUAUUUUGUAUCCAACAACGAGAUAAAUCAUCACAAUACCAGAAAUGCAUCGCUCCUUCACAAGUCUUACAAAAGAACAAAUUACUCAAAACAUUCCCUAGCAAACAAAGGAAUCGAAAUUUGGAACUGUCUUGCAAAAGACUUCAAACAAAUAAAAUCACAUUUCGUCUUCAAACGAGAGGUAAAGAAACACUUUCUUCAUAUCUAAUUAACUACCGGAAGUUUAUAAAUUCUAUCAAACUAUAGGGCACAACAAAUCACCACACGCUUAUUUCUAUGAUUAUUGAUUACUAUGAAUAUCAAAUUGUAAUUGUAUUAUUAUAAUAUACCGUAUAUAUUCGCAAAAUUGACUACUGUAAUAAUUUGAUUUUGAACUGGUUUACUUAAUUAUUAAAAAACAAUUGUAAAUAUAUUUCUAGGGGUCUAAGUAAAAAAGCCAAAUGGUUUCAAAUAGACUCCUAGCCCUCUUCUUCCUUAAUAUUAGAAUUUUCAUGUAAAUAAAUAAAUAUUGGGCAAAAUCAAAUAAAUAAAUAAAAUAAUAUAGUCACUUCAUUCAAUAUUUCAGUUCAUGAAAAUAUUAUUACAACUCCACUCAUAUAUAAGCAAUCAUUAUAGAUUUGUUCACUAUAAUGUAUUACAUUUCUGUUUUUGUUAAUGUGGCUUUUGUAUUAAUAGGUUGAUCGUAUCAUAAAUGAAGUUAAUAACCUGAAAUUAGAUUUUGGUGAUGGAGUCUGUCCUAUGAGUAAUAGAAAAGUCCACAAAAGAAAAAGACACAAAAAUUAAGGAUACCAAUUCAGACCAAUAUGAAGUGCCUAUUGCUACUCGGUCUGGUCAAAGAAUAACAAAGGAAACAGUGAGUUUCUGUUCAAGUGUUCAUGGGGGAAGUGAUGAUGACAUGCAACCUACUCUGGAUGGCAUGUGGGUAACAUUAGUCAAUGUAGCUACACCAGCUGCAUUGAUUCACUAUAUGACAAAUUCACAAAAAUUGAUGAAGGGUUGUUCCUAAAGUAGUGAAAGACCACAACAAAGCAUUUGAAGACAGCUCUGCAAAUAGAAUUCAAAGUCUGAAUGUGCUUUAUUCCAGCAAGCCGCUGAGCAAAGAACAGUAUAAAAGCAUAUGCUCAAGUCUUGCAACACACUCCAGUAGCAAGAACAAUGCAAGAGCUGGUCUACAAUUUAUGCCCGAAACAAAUUUGCCAAAAUUGCUGAUCAAAUAUGUCAACUUAAUAGACAUUGGAAAUCUAAAGUAUAUUAAAGAGGAAUUAUGUGAUGAUUUGGAGGAUGAUAUGAAAGUUGAUGGUGCGUACAGAGAACUAGAAGAUUUUUUGAAAGAACUAGCUAGCAUGUACAUCAAAAUUGAUCAACAGCUUGGAGAGCUGAGCAGAGAAAUUGAUCAACGGCUUCAUCCAUUUUGGAAGUUAGCCAUACCACUUCAGAGUAGCCAUUGGGGCAGACGGUGCCCCUUUCAGCAAGGUUGAUGAGGCCACUGCUUGGCUCAUUUCUUUUUUUAAUGUUGGUGAUCAAAUUGCAAGCGAAAGUGAAUGUUUUCUCCUUGCAGGUGCUAACUGCAGUGAGUCACACAUUUCAAUGAUCAGAUAUUGUCAGACGUUAAUGGCAGAAAUUGGCAAUAUUGAAAACCAAGUUUACUAUUUGCCUGGUGAUGGUGGUCAGAAUUUCCAAGUGAAAUUACAUUUGACUUGGUACCAUCAGAUAUGA